AUGGGUACACACAUGUCAGAACCUGUCUUACCCGAACCUACUGUCACAUUUAGACGCGGAACUACUGACGAUGUUAAAUUUGGCAAAUUGAUUAAACACGUGACUGAAGUACUUUCAACACUAACAUCAUACGGAAAUAUAAUACCUGGCGUUGGAAUUCCAGUAAAAGCGGGAAUAAUUACAUAUAAAGAGGGAUUGAAAUGGAUUUAUACAUUACAUAGUAAUCAAAGUGAAAUCAUAUCAACACUUAUUGAUGCAAAAAUUGAUAAAGCAUUGGCUGAAUUUGCGACAUCACAGAUAAAUGCAGAAAUAAAAUCGAUUGAGAAUCGUAUUAUUAGAAUGGAACAAGAAAAUAUCUCCAUCAGGGAGAGAGAGACCGCUGUUGAGCCUGCUUUACAUUCAUGCGAAAAAAUAUUGACAUUAUUUGGUGACGAAAAUUUUUGUUUUUGGAAAGUAGUGAUUUUAUCGUCAGAACUACUGAUAGGAUUUGUGGCCAUUUAUGCCGAUGUUAUUAAAAGGGCGUCAGAGUUACUGCCGUCCAAUGGAAGACAUCUAAAUUCUGAACUCAAUAGAAUUAUUGAAACGCUUGAAAAAUAUAAACGAGCGGUAAUUAUGGAAAGACUUAAAGAAGUUUAUAUAACGGCGCGCAUUCAUCCCGAUAUGUAUACCAUUCGUGGGGAUGGGAUUAAUAAUUUGGAAAUGUUGGAAGAUUUGCAUUCAAAACUCUCGCCGAACGGUAAAUUUAUUUGUUCUACUAUUAGUGAUAAAUGGAUCCCAUGGGAUGUAUAUUUCACGAGAGAUGCCAGUUGUGAAUAUAAAAGCUAUAGAAACAAUUUGCAAGAAGUUUAUGAAAAUAAAUUUAACGAUGUUGUCAACAGAUUAAAUAAUUUAAGAACAUUUUGUAAUGCUUAG
Messenger RNA from Adineta steineri, 912 nucleotides. The record is from the annotation of a GenBank genome assembly. Lineage: Eukaryota; Metazoa; Rotifera; Eurotatoria; Adinetida; Adinetidae.